AUGCGACGCGCGAGCGAGGCGCUGGACGCCGAAGUCGUCGCGCACGAUUCGUGCGGGUUCGGAUUGACGGCGCGGCCGAGGGACGUGAAAAAGUACACGCGCGCGAGCGACGCGAAAGCGUGUCGAGCGAUCGCGCGCGAGGUCGGCGGCGACGCCGCGGCUCGUUCGCUCACGCUGAUGGGUCACAGUUUAGGCGCCGUCGGCGCGGCGCUCGCCGCGGCGCAGGGUGGAGUGGACUACGUCGUUCUCGUCGCGCCGGCGAUAAUCGGCGGCAAGCUCAGGAAGAACGACGCCGGCGAUGACGCCGCUCUUUCGCUCCCGACGUUCGUGCGCGUCGCGUUCGCCGCCGUCGGGGCGGCUGCGGCGACGGCGGCGUGGUGCCUGACGUGCGCCGUGAAGCCGUUUCUCAUCCUCCUCUUGCGCAAGCUCGUGCGCAGCAAAGAGUUUUGGACGAAAGGUUUGCGCGCCGCGAUAGAUCCUUCGCGAGUCGACGCGAUGGCGAGCGACUGGAUCGAUGGGUAUCGCAAACCAUCCGUCGUGCGAGACUGGGACGUAGGGAUGUUUCGCGUCGUCUUAGCCUCCGUCGUCGCCGCGAGUUCGCCGCGCGAAAUUUGGCGAGACGCCAUGGCGCGCGCUCGCGCGACGACGCAGCCCUCGACGUUAGAGCGCGAAGACGCCGUAAACGCCCUCGUCGAGAGCGGUGCGAAGAUUCUGAUCGUCCACGGCGAGAACGACGUCAUCGUUCCCGCGAGUAAUUCGCGAACGCUCGCCAAGUUAUUAAACUGCGAGCUUCGCAUCCUUCCUAAAUGUGGACACAUGCCGCACGAAGAAAGCCCAGAGGCGUUCAUCGACGUCUUACGCGACUUCAUAUCGUAG
Molecule: messenger RNA, 876 nt
Organism: Ostreococcus lucimarinus CCE9901
Lineage: Eukaryota; Viridiplantae; Chlorophyta; Mamiellophyceae; Mamiellales; Bathycoccaceae
Exons: 1
Coding region: 1-876 (291 amino acids)
Source: RefSeq, a predicted model, not a curated record